CUUUUAAAUCUUAUUCAAACACUAUUAAAGUCAAAAACUCUUUAAAUUAGUUUGACUUAAAAACAUUUAAAAUAAAUAAAUCCAUUCCGCCUCAAAGUCACUUAUAUAUAAAAUUAAUUACAGCCCCUUUGGGAUAGGCAGAGAGACUGAGCUUAUGAUAUAGUACUCCUAUAUAUAAAAGGAAAGUAGUGUGGCAUGGCAUCUAUGUUUAUGUAGCUCCCCUCCAUAAUGAUAAAACUUGGAAGUUUCGUAAUUUCUCUUUUAUGGACCAUCUCAUUUGCAAUUGCUGCACACGUUGGCUCUAUCAAGACCAAAACUUUGCAUUUCAAAGAAGCCCCAAAAUUCUACAAUUCCCCAACUUGUCCUUCUUUUAACUACUACCACUCCACCGACACGAAUAAUAUUACUAACAAUACACAAAUUUGCUUCCAAAAUGCAGUAAAUGUUGCCAUGACUCUUGAUGCUGCUUAUCUCCGUGGUUCGAUGGCUGCCAUUCUUUCUGUUCUUCAACAUUCUUCUUGUCCUGAAAAUGUUAUAUUUCACUUUGUGGCUUCGUCUUCUGCUAAUACCGAUUAUUUAAAUGUCACGCUUUCUACUUCAUUUCCUUAUCUUCAUUUCACAAUUUAUCUUUUCCAAGAUUCAGCUGUGGCUGGAUUGAUUUCCACGUCGAUUCGCGCUGCUUUGGAUUGUCCUUUAAAUUAUGCUCGGAAUUAUCUAGCUGAUCUUCUUCCUGGAUGUAUCCAAAAGGUUGUGUACCUGGAUUCAGAUCUUGUUCUUGUAGAUGACAUUGCCAAGCUAGCUGCUACACCUCUAGGUGAAGAAUCAGUUUUAGCAGCACCAGAAUACUGCAAUGCAAAUUUCACUACCUAUUUCACCCCUACUUUCUGGUCAAACCCUUCUCUUUCUUUGACUUUCGCAAACCGAAAGCCUUGUUAUUUCAACACGGGUGUAAUGGUAAUUGACCUUCAAAGAUGGAGAGCUGGAGAUUAUACAACAAAAAUUGUAGAAUGGAUGGAACUUCAGAAGAGAAUGAGGAUUUAUGAAUUGGGUUCAUUGCCACCUUUUUUACUUGUUUUUGCUGGAAAAAUAGCUCCAGUGGAUCAUAAGUGGAACCAACAUGGUCUUGGAGGAGAUAAUUUUCGGGGACUGUGUCGUGAUUUGCACCCUGGUUCGGUUAGCCUAUUGCAUUGGAGCGGAAAAGGGAAGCCCUGGGUACGGCUCGAUGCAAGCCGCCCUUGCCCGUUAGACGCCCUCUGGGCGCCUUAUGAUCUGCUGCAAACACCUUAUGUUCUUGAAUCCUGAGAAGCUAUAAGAAGUUGGAGCACAAGAGAGAGUAGAGAUCUGUGUACUCAUGAUUAGGAGAUCCUCCUCAUUGUGUUAUGUACAGUAAGAUUUUCUUUUCAUGUCUAAGGUAACGGCUGUUUCUUGUAUAUUGGAGUAAGUAUACAGUUUGGAGUUUUAGUGUGGUGCUUAUUAAGAUGAACUGUUUUUUGAUAAUUGUUUAAUUGAGAAUAAGUUAUUUCGAGAUUAAUUAUUUUGAAA
Messenger RNA from Capsicum annuum, 1542 nucleotides. RefSeq names its product probable galacturonosyltransferase-like 1. The transcript has 3 exons. Lineage: Eukaryota; Viridiplantae; Streptophyta; Magnoliopsida; Solanales; Solanaceae. The record is from RefSeq and is a predicted model, not a curated record. Gene Ontology annotation, molecular function: glycosyltransferase activity. Bases 229 to 1302 code for a protein of 357 amino acids. Gene Ontology annotation, cellular component: Golgi apparatus.